Molecule: messenger RNA, 1023 nt
Organism: Helianthus annuus (common sunflower)
Lineage: Eukaryota; Viridiplantae; Streptophyta; Magnoliopsida; Asterales; Asteraceae
Exons: 1
Coding region: 1-1023 (340 amino acids)
Source: RefSeq, a predicted model, not a curated record
AUGUAUCACUCUAUGUUUGUCCUAUCAAAAGGGGAAGUCUUUAUUGUCCUUCUAGUUUAUAUUGAUGAUAUUAUUUUGGCCGGGAACAACGAAAACAAAGUCAAUGAGGUUAAAAAUUUCUUAAAAACUGAAUUUCUGAUCAAAGAUCUAGGUUUGUUAAAAUUCUUUCUUGGAAUCGAAGUUAUAAAGACUGAUAAUGGUGUCUGUCUUUCUCAACGGAAGUAUUGCAUGGACUUAUUGAAUGAAUAUGGGAUGAGUGGCAGCAAACCGCUUAGUUGUCCCAUAGAACAAAAUCACGUUCUCACUAACUUAACCAAGGAAAAAACCAAUGAUGUCGACAUUACCCAACAUCAGAAAUUAGUUGGUAAAUUAAUUUAUUUGUCGCACACACGACCUGACAUAGCUUAUUCAGUUCACUAUUUAUCUCAAUACAUGCAUAAACCAACUGAGGCUCACACUCAGAUUGCUUUCAAAGUCCUGCGAUACCUAAAAGCCGCCUCGGGAACCGGGAUUAUGUUCACAAAAACCAAUUCCUUUCAUCUAACAGCCUUUGCAGAUUCUGAUUGGGCAAAAUGCAUUGAUAGCAGACGGUCUGUCACUGGUUUUUGUAUCUUCCUUGGUGGUAGUUUGGUUUCUUGGAAAAGUAAGAAGCAAAGCGUUGUUUCCAGAUCGUCUGCCGAGGCAGAAUACCGAUCCAUGUGUAGCGCUACUUGUGAAGUCUUAUGGCUUAUCAAUAUUCUUCGGGAACUCAAGGUUGAUGUUACUAUUCCGGUGGUAUUAAAAUGUGAUAGCACUGCGGCCUUAUCCAUUGCCGCAAACCCAGUUUUUCAUGACAAAACCAAGCACUUUGAGGUUGACCUAUUCUUCUUACGGGAAAAAAUUGCUUCCGGCCAAAUCAAAACUCAUGGGAUCAAGACAGAAGAUCAGCUUGCUGACCUGUUCACUAAAGGCCUCUUACCAACAGCACACUCUCAAAUGUGUAAGUCCCUGGGUCUUAUAAACCUGUUUGCCCAUUCAACCUGA